Carassius auratus (goldfish) is the source of this 687-nucleotide messenger RNA. Its product is annotated as SLAM family member 9-like. The record is from RefSeq and is a predicted model, not a curated record. The transcript has 3 exons. Lineage: Eukaryota; Metazoa; Chordata; Actinopteri; Cypriniformes; Cyprinidae. Bases 37 to 687 code for a protein of 216 amino acids.
UCUGGAGAUUAUUCAGAUGAAAGAGUGAUAUCAGUGAUGGAGGGAGAUUCUGUCACGUUAAACACUGAUGUUACUGAAAUACAGAGAGAUGAUCAUAUUCUGUGGACAUUUAGAUUUAACAGUUCAGAGACUCGUAUUGCUGAAAUCUAUAAACAGAUCAUCUCUAUAUAUGAUAAUAAAGAUAAUACUGAGAGAUUCAGAGACAGACUAAAGAUAGAUGAGCAGACAGGAUCUCUGACCAUCACAAACAUCAACAAAUUACACUCUGGACUUUAUAAACUACACAUAAUCAAUGGAGAUGUCAAACACAAGAGCUUCAGUGUCGCUGUCUAUGGUAUUCUGCCUGUUCCUGUGAUUAUCAGAGACUCGUCACAAAAUGGUUCAUCAUCAUCAGUGUCCAGAUGUUCACUGUUGUGUUCAGUUGUGAAUGUGAGUGCUGUGACUCUCUCCUGGUACAAAGGAAACAGUUUAUUGUCCAGCAUCAGUGUGUCUGAUCUCAGCAUCAGUCUCUCUCUACCUCUGGAGGUGGAAUAUCAGGAGAACAACAUCUACAGCUGUGUGAUCAACAAUCCCAUCACAAACCAGACCACACAUCUGGACAUUACUCAACUCUGUCAGCCAAAUUCAGGUAUGUCAGAGGCUAAUGGAUGGGAUCAGAUGGUGUAUUCAGAAGUUGUGUUAAGAUGA